This is a messenger RNA of Solanum verrucosum, 1948 nucleotides long. Its product is annotated as ultraviolet-B receptor UVR8. The transcript is spliced from 8 exons. Bases 324 to 1724 code for a protein of 466 amino acids. The record is from RefSeq and is a predicted model, not a curated record. Lineage: Eukaryota; Viridiplantae; Streptophyta; Magnoliopsida; Solanales; Solanaceae.
AUUUGGAUAUUAGAGUAUUUUAAGGUCUAUAAAAAUCAGUUGGGGGCAAAACGGUCGGCCAGGAAUUGGCAGUCCUGCCCUCCCUCCAUCCAUCAACUCCCAAUUUCUUUGGAGCUCAAACUGCUACCUUAGAUUCUUCAAAUUUCCCGGAUAAAAUUCCUCCCAUUAAAUAUCCUUUUCUCGAUUUCAUCGUAAGUUUCUCACUGCUUACAUUUCUGUUUCAUCUUUUUAGAGUCAAAGUUAGGGACUUCGGUUCAAAAACACUAGUUAAAGAUCGUAGCUUUUGUAUUUUAUGGUUCAUUUUUCUUUGAUAGUUGAAUUAAAUGGAUAUUGAUGAAAUACUUGGGGUAUCUCGGCCUGUGAGUCUGACAAACAAGAGUGCGAUUUAUGUUUGGGGUUACAAUCAAUCUGGGCAAACAGGUCGGAGAGAGGAAGAGAGGAGUUUGAGGAUCCCAAAACAGCUUCCUCCAGAGCUAUUUGGAUGCCCAGCUGGUGGUAAUUCCCGUUGGUUGGAUAUUGCUUGUGGUCGAGAGCAUACUGCUGCUGUGGCUUCUGAUGGAUCGCUUUUUACAUGGGGAGCUAAUGAAUUUGGUCAGCUGGGUGACGGAUCUGAAAAUGCUAGGAAGCACCCCAAGAAAGUGAAACAAUUGCAAUCUGAAUUUGUUAUUAGUGUUUCAUGUGGAGCACAUUGUACUGUUGCCAUUGCAGAACCACGUGAAAACGAUGGUAGCAUGUCAGGUCGGAGACUUUGGGUCUGGGGACAGAACCAGGGAUCCAACUACCCACGACUCUUUUGGGGUGCCUUUUCUCCUUCUACGGUUAUUCGCCAAGUUUCUUGUGGUGCUGUUCAUGUUGUAGCGCUAUCAGAAGAAGGGUUACUACAAGCUUGGGGCUAUAAUGAAUAUGGUCAGCUUGGCAGAGGUGUUACAUCUGAAGGCCUUCAAGGCCCUCGUGUAAUUAAUGGAUAUGCUAAAUUUCUUGAUGAAGCCCCUGAACUUGUGAAGAUUACCCAAGUGUCAUGUGGGGAGUACCAUACUGCAGCUAUAUCAGAGAAAGGCGAGGUCUAUACUUGGGGAAUGGGGAGCGUGGGACAACUUGGCCAUUGUUCCCUUCAGUCAGGUGACAAGGAACUUUUACCUAGGCGUGUAGUUUCCCUUGAUGGCAUAUGUAUUAAAGAAGUUGCCUGUGGUGGUGUUCACACCUGUGCUGUGACUGCGAAAGGGGCUCUUUAUGCUUGGGGUGGAGGUCAGGCUGGGCAAUUGGGAGUUGGGCCAUUAAAUGGAUUCUUUUUGUGCAAGCUCAAUGAAUCUGAGAUGAUGCUCCGAAAUAUACCAGUGUUGGUUGUUCCAGAUGGUGUGCAACUUGUUGCUUGUGGGCAUUCACACACACUGAUUUCUGCUAAAGAUGGACGAAUACAUGGAUGGGGUUAUAACUGCUACGGUCAAGCGGCUAAUGAGAAGUCUACAUAUGCCUGGUAUCCAUCACCAGUUGAUUGGUGUGUUGGGGCAGUCCGGAAAUUGGCUGCUGGUGGUGGACAUUCAGCAGUGCUGACUGAUGCAUGCUCGCUAAAGGAGUUGUGUGAAUUUAGGCUUGCAGAAACAGUGAAUCCAUCCAAUGCUUCAGUGGUUGAGGAUGUCGCCUCAAGAACAGGAGCUGAUGCUUUAGCACGACUUUGUGAAAGAUUGAGGGAGCAUUACUACAAUGAUGAUGAGUUUGGUCUGUGAAAUGUGUUAAAUAUGUAAUAUAUCAGUUGGGAUUGAUUCUUGAAUUCAUCUAGUACAAUAGCAGUGUCUUUGUUUCAUCAUGUAUUCUCCUUUUUCUGGAGCUGCUGCAUCAUCGAAUUGUUGGUAGGUUUUAAUUUGAAAUGAAUUGUAUAUGCUAAUACAAAACAUGUACUCAUAAUUUAACCAAAAAUUGAACUAGUCUGAAUAAACUCCGUUUUCAUUUC